Messenger RNA from Lasiodiplodia theobromae, 681 nucleotides. RefSeq names its product C6 zinc finger domain-containing protein. Gene Ontology annotation, molecular function: DNA-binding transcription activator activity, RNA polymerase II-specific. The record is from RefSeq and is a predicted model, not a curated record. Bases 1 to 681 code for a protein of 226 amino acids. Gene Ontology annotation, biological process: regulation of transcription by RNA polymerase II. The transcript has a single exon. Lineage: Eukaryota; Fungi; Ascomycota; Dothideomycetes; Botryosphaeriales; Botryosphaeriaceae.
AUGACCACAUCCCAGAUUCCCCAAGUCAAUGACGACAGCUACCACGCAUUCUUCAUUUUUUCCAUGAUGUCCUGCAUGUACAAGCUGGCCAAAGGGCCCACUCCCGGCGACUAUCUGGCCUUCAGCGAGCCGGGCCACGACCCUCCCGAGUGGAUCAUAUACUACAAAGGCUAUCAUUCAUUUAUGAUCCUGGGAAUCGAUGCAAUGCGCCACGGGCCUCUUGCAGAGCUGAUCGAGACCGCCAGCCUCAAAACCCGCCGCUUCUUCGCCCAAUCAGCGGAGCUUGCCGAUCCCGACCCUAUUGCUGACCUGCGUAGGCUCUGCGAUGAGGCGCUCGGUAGCACAGGAGGUGGAGCACAGCAUGCUCCCUACAACGCGGCCAUCGAUAACCUCGCUCGUUGUUUCACAAUCAUGUUUAGCGGCGAGCACGACGGCGAGUUCAACCUCAUCAUCUGGGCCCUGAACAUCCCGCAAGACUUCAUUCCUUGCAUCCAGCAACGCGAGCCGAUGGCAUUGGUCAUUUUUGCGUACUUUGUAGCACUAUUGAACGAGCUUUCGGCGUGGUGGGUGCUGGAUGGUUGGGUGAACCAUCUCAUGUCUGGCAUCUGGAAUGCAUUGUCAGCCGGGAGGAGAAACUGUAUUCGCUGGCCAAUGGAGCGGACGGGAUGGCUUCCUCCGUGA